GGAGACCUGGACAGGGUGACAGGGAGACCCUUGGCGCGAGGUAGGGAUACGUGGAGGACCCAGGAUGCUGGGGAGGCAACCAGAGGGGCCAUGAAGGGCUCCCGGGCGCCCGCGCGAGUUGGGGAGAACCUGCGGCAGCCAGCAACGAGGGCGGGGCUGGGUGAGCAGGGCACGGGCCAUGGAGAAGGAAAACCUUGCACGGAUGGAAAAGCGUCUUGAGGGGGGCGCGGUUAGUGGAUGCUUCCCUGUUUGCUUUCCACCUGACAUUUUUCUGUCCAGCCCAGGGGCCCCCCAGCUGCCUGGAGCAGAAACAGGGCCCUGGUGGCUGGUGUCCGCCUGGGCGAGAGCUGAGGACACAGGACUGCCUCCACCAGAGAGGCCCCGCGGCACUGGAAGCUGACCCAAGCACGCAGCAGCGGAGGGCAGUUGCGGGGACGGAGCUGUACGGUGUCCUCUCCUGCAGGGCACCAUCGUUUCAAGUUAAGUAGGUCGCGCCGUGGUGUCGGAGUCGCAGUGGACGCCCGGCCAGGCCUCGGCCGCUGGGAGCCUCGUCCCCGGCGGCUGGACGUCUGAUAAAGCGCGGUCCAGGGCGCCCCCGUGCAGCUCUCGCCGGUUCUUAGGGGUCUUGCCGGCGCCCCCGAGGCUCCUCUCAGGUUCCCUCGCAGUGCAUCCCUCCCGAGGGCGCUGCCUACGCGAGGCCUGCAUUCGUGCUUUCUACCACUGACCCAAGGAGCCGUCAGAGCCGAGGGCGAGCGAGGCGGUUGAUGAGUGCCCGAGGCGCAGAGCAGCGGGCGGCCGUGCGCGCCCAGGACCGGCUCCGAGGGGCCCGGCGCGCGGGCGCCCCGGGGCGGGGAGCUGCGGGCCGGGGAUGAGCGGCCGCGUGCCGCUGGCGGAGAAGGCUCUGUCGGAGAGCUACGCCCGCCUCCGGUACCGGGACGCCUCCCUGCUCAUCUGGCGGCAGCAGCAGCGGCGGCUGGAGUCGGCGCCCCCGCGGACCUACCUGAGCCGGAGCCGCAGCAUGUGGUACUCGCAGUACGGAAACGAGGCCAUCCUGGUCCGGGACAGACACAAGCUCGGAGUGUCCCGGGACACGGGCCGGUCCAAGGUCUGUGCAAUCAUGUAGCCCCGGCGGGACACCCGCGCCCGGGCGCUGAGCUGUGCGGAGACCAGGCCCCGCUGCCCUCCCUGAGGGGCCUCGGCGGCUUCCAGGCCUCACGGGGAGACGCUGGAGAGUGAAGCCCCGGCUGUGCUCCAGGAGCCCACGAAUGCCGGCGGGGGCUCCCAAGCCGUCUCCGCGCGUGGCGCGGCCGGCGGACCGGCUCCGGGCUCGCUUCCAGCCGGCGCGCCGCUACACACGCGGCUUGACCCUUAGGUCUCCAAGC
Molecule: messenger RNA, 1382 nt
Organism: Callorhinus ursinus (northern fur seal)
Lineage: Eukaryota; Metazoa; Chordata; Mammalia; Carnivora; Otariidae
Source: RefSeq, a predicted model, not a curated record